AUGUCUACUGAGGAGAAAAAGGCAGAAGUUCCAUAUUCAGAGAAGUCAUGGAUAGAAAAACUCUUGACCCCAGGUGUAGGAACAACAAUGAUUGUUUUCCUUAGAAUUUGCUUCAUUCUUUUAUUAGUCUUCUUAACAGUUUCAAUCUUUACAACUUACAGUAUCCAUUUCGUUAUCAUGUCAGUUCUUGCAUUAGGUUUAUUCUGCUCCUUUGAGUACUUAAUAUAUAAUCUCAAGAAAUACGACCUUUUAAACCCAGAACAAUCGAAAGAAGAAAAGGAUAAGAAGCAAAAGAAAGAAUAA
This is a messenger RNA of Trichomonas vaginalis G3, 303 nucleotides long. Its product is annotated as V-type ATPase assembly factor PKR1 family. Gene Ontology annotation, biological process: vacuolar proton-transporting V-type ATPase complex assembly. NCBI's taxonomy places the organism in Eukaryota, Parabasalia, Trichomonadida, Trichomonadidae. Gene Ontology annotation, cellular component: endoplasmic reticulum membrane. The transcript has a single exon. The record is from RefSeq and is a predicted model, not a curated record. Bases 1 to 303 code for a protein of 100 amino acids.